This is a messenger RNA of Penicillium odoratum, 3255 nucleotides long. RefSeq lists its product as uncharacterized. The transcript is spliced from 2 exons. The record is from RefSeq and is a predicted model, not a curated record. Gene Ontology annotation, cellular component: membrane. Gene Ontology annotation, molecular function: ATP binding; ABC-type transporter activity; ATP hydrolysis activity. NCBI's taxonomy places the organism in Eukaryota, Fungi, Ascomycota, Eurotiomycetes, Eurotiales, Aspergillaceae. Gene Ontology annotation, biological process: transmembrane transport. Bases 1 to 3255 code for a protein of 1084 amino acids.
AUGGCUCUAUACUCCAAAGCAUUGACAGUCCAAGAUAAAGACACUGGUGACAAGCCCGCAGUUAUAAACCUCAUAUCGUCUGAUUCUUUAUCUCUCAGCAAAUUCACGGCAGUUAACUACAUACUGCCAUUUUCAUUUAUCAAGUUAUUAUUUGCUCUGGCGUUUCUCUUGAAGCUGCUCGGGUGGAAGAGCACCCUGGUCGCGGUGAUAGCGACCGUGGGAACUGUGCCUAUCCACAAAUGGGUCGUCAAAAACGAACGAGCCGCGAAGAAAAGAGUUACGGUCGCAAGAGACAAAAAGACGAAAGUCGUUUCCGAGGCUUUACAUGCCCUUCGGCAUAUCAAAUUCUCGGCUCUGGAGUCGCAGUGGGAAGAGCGCAUUGAUCUGUGUCGCCGGGAGGAGCUUGAAAGAUUGCGCGAAAACUUCAUUGCCGCCAAUAUUCGCUCUGUAUGGAAAGUUGCAUCUCCUUUCCUAGUGGCUGCUGUAGCGGUUUGCAGUUAUGCGUAUACAGAAAACAACGUCUCUUCAUCCAUCAUAUUCACAAUAAUCGAGUUGUUGCCGCACCUUCAAGGUACCUUGGGAACACUUCCGGUGGCAUUCCAGGAUUAUUUCGGUUCUCGAGUCAAUGCAAAGCGUAUAGAAGAGUUCUUAAAGGAGCCAGAUCUGAAGAAAAUCCUUGAUCCUAGCCCGGAUGGUAAUGUUACUUUCCAGGAUGCAUGCAUUGCAUGGCCUUCAGAGGAACAGAAUGACCAGAAGUCAGUCAUUUUACCAAACCGCUUUAUCCUUAGCGAUGUUAACAUUAAGUUUCCGACUGGUGAACUCAGCAUAAUCCAUGGAGAAACAGGGUCAGGAAAGAGUUUGUUGCUUUCGGCUAUUAUUGGAGAGGUGGAUCUUCUUCGUGGUCAGGUCGAGUCACCAGCAUCAAAACAGCCGGUCGCCUUUGUCUCUCAGACACCAUGGCUGCAAAACGCCACCGUGAAAGAAAAUAUUUUGUUUGGAAGCUCCUUCGAGGAAGUCAGAUACCUGAAAGUCCUUCGAGCUUGCGCACUUGAGACUGAUCUUGCUGCUCUCAAGCUUGGCGAUCAAACAUAUAUUGGUCUUCGAGGCGUGAAGCUUAGUGGAGGCCAAAGGGCUAGAGUAGCCCUUGCCAGGGCUCUAUAUUCUCAGGCCAGGCUAAUUGUCUUGGAUGACAUAUUCGCUGCUCUUGAUUCUCAUGUCUCGCGUCAAAUAAUGGGAGCGCUCACCGGCGAGCUCUGUCAAGGCCGCACCAGAAUACUUGCAACCCACCAAGUCUCUCUUUGUUCACCAACCGCCAAAUAUAUUGUUGAAAUUCACAACAAAACUACACGCGCCCGCACUAUUGAUUCCAACGAGCUGAAGCCGUAUCAACCAGAGCCAGUUGAUACUGGACUGGAUGAAUCCAAAAAAAACACACCAAAGCCCAUCCGCAGCACCCCCAGAGGCAAAGUUCCCAAGGCAGGGACUGACCUGGAUGCCUUCAAGAGAUUCUUUGCAGAUGCAGGAGGCUUGGGAUUUGUGAGUAUAUUUGUUAUAGGCCUGGUUGUGAAGCAGAUCGUGGUAGCAUCGACAACGAGGGCCCUCGGCCGCAUAAAUUCAGCGCGUAUCGGGAUAAAACCUGACGACUUGUAUAAUUCUAAGGGAAGUAGUACGCAUAACUACCUCUAUAUUUACCUUCUUGGGUCUCUAUCCGCUGUCGUGAUGGAGUUUCUCUUCAACUUCCACAUGUAUUCUGGAUCUCUACGUGCCUCCAAAGCUUUGUUCCGGAGGAUGACUGCAAAGGUUAUUCGUAUGCCCCUUCUGUGGCUUGAUAGCACUCCCAUUGGAGAUAUGCUCAAAAGGUUCAACGCCGACAUGAGAUUGGUUGAUGAUUUCUUGUUAGAAGCCGUGUCUGGAACAAGUGAUAGUUUUGUCAAACUCAUGAUUGUCAUGUGUAUCGGCAUGUACAAUUCCAUCUACACAAGCUGCUUGACCAUGGGUCUCCUAUACUGGUGUUUUCAAGUCGCAAAGAGCUACAACCAAGCUCGAAGGACUAUUAAAAUUGGCGAGUCGGACAGCAACGCCGAUAUUCUUGAAUACUUCACUACUUCAAUGUCGGGGGUCUCGACAAUCAGAGCAUUCGGCGCAACAGACCAGUUCAUGGAUCAAAUGCAUCGCCGAGUUGACAACCUAUCAACUGUUCGGCGGCAUUUCUGGAUUUUCAAUCGCUGGCUUGGUCUCCAAAUGUCAUUCGCUGGCAUUCUUUUCACCACAGGCACCGGGAUUAUUCUACUGUCAACGACAUCGAUGUUGGAUGCGUCCCUCAUGGGAGUCGCGCUGACUUUUUCGAUGGGAUUCUCCAAGGCCAGCUUCGACGCCGCCAACAGCUUUGGAAUGCUAGAAAGGUACACGGGUUACGCGAGCAACAUUGUUGCGUAUACUGAGUUGGCGACCGAGCGCCAAGGCGGCAUUGAAGUCACGCCAGACUGGCCACCUCGUGGAAAAAUCGAAGUGAAGGAGUUGAACGUCAGAUACUCGCCUGAUCUUCCCCUGGUUCUCAAGAACGUCUCAUUUUCUGUGAACCCUGGCCAACGCAUCGGCAUUGUCGGGCGUACCGGAGCUGGCAAGUCUUCUUUAACUCUGGCUCUUCUUCGUUUCAUGGACGCUCAGUCCGGUUCAAUUUACAUUGAUGGAAUCGACAUUUCAACUAUCAAAUUACAGUCUUUGCGAUCAAAGGUUGGCUUCAUUCCACAAGAUCCUGUUCUUUUCUCGGGGACCAUCCAGUCGAAUCUUGAUUACUUCAACGAAUUUCCAAGAAACAAACUGAACGGAGCGCUACAGCGUGUCAAACUCCUCACUGAGAAGGGGGAAGAAGAAUCAGGGUCCUUCUCUCUCGAGUCAAAAGUUACCGCGGGUGGGACGAAUAUGUCCCAAGGUCAGCGACAACUUCUCUGCCUUGCAAGGAUCCUGGUUCGGGAUCAAAAGAUCGUCAUUCUUGACGAGGCGACCUCUUCAGUCGAUGACCAAACGGAUUUCUUGAUCCAGGAUACAAUUCGAAAUGAGCUAAACCGAACCUUGAUCGUUGUUGCUCAUCGCCUACGCACAAUCGCGUCAUUUGAUAAAGUGAUUGUGAUUCAUGAGGGACAGAUUGGGGAAGCGGGAACGCCGGCGGAGCUUUUGAGAGCCAAGGAACUGUUUUACAAUUUAGUUCGAGAGAGCGAAGAUAGGGAGUUUGUGAUCAAUACUGCGUUACAAUAG